Hippocampus zosterae (dwarf seahorse) is the source of this 4479-nucleotide messenger RNA. RefSeq names its product regulator of G-protein signaling 21-like. The transcript has 5 exons. Bases 3405 to 3968 code for a protein of 187 amino acids. NCBI's taxonomy places the organism in Eukaryota, Metazoa, Chordata, Actinopteri, Syngnathiformes, Syngnathidae. The record is from RefSeq and is a predicted model, not a curated record.
UGGACAUAGACUGGAUUGGUUACAUCACCACGGCUCACUUCUGAUUGGUGAAAUUUGAGGGCGUUACAAUUCUCCCUUUGUUACAACCGUCAACUGUCUCCCUAAGGCCAAGAUGACGCUGCAUGGAUGCAUCUCAUUGUUAUUCAGUACAGCAUCUCAACAUUAGGUCCAGCAUUAGUGAGAUGUAUCCGAAAUGUUGCCUUUGCAAUGAUAUCAAUUCUCCUAUUGAAAACACAGUGCUGUGCAAAAGUAUUUGGCCACUGCGAGCUUUUUUUUUAUUUUGAAACUUUUUUAUGGCAUUGAUUUUGACAUUUAAAUCAGUAAGUUGUUUACCACCAUGUCAUUGGGUAAAGCUGACACUGAAAAUGUCAGUCAACGAAUGAGUCAAGCAAAAAACAGCAAAAGAAAUGGGUCAAUCCCUUUAACAUCAGUGCAACAAGUUCACCUCAUAAUGACAUCUCCUAUUUGUUUACACUACAGUCCUCCGCAAACCAGGAAGUAGAAUGUAAACUAUUGCAUGAUGGGACAAACAACCAAAGAUGAUGCUCUAUUUUUUUUUCACUUUUAUCAGUUUCGCCCUGACAGUUUUGUGCUCUAAUGUAUGUAGAAGACUGGACUAUCUCAGAAUUGUCUGUUAUUUAUUCCUUAGUUGUGUGUUCACAAACACCCCCAAUAGAAUUUAUUUUGUGAUUUCGCCGCCGGAUUUUCUAUUUUGGUGCAUUAUUUUCUUAGUGUGAUUGAAGUUAUCCUUAAUUUAUGUUUUCGGAGGCGGUCUUUGAACGCAUCUCGAGUCGCACGGCAGAAGAGAAGGCACGUCAUCGGACACAGAACAUUUUGUGGUAGCCUUGGUUGCUACCGUAGAUGUGUCUGUAUUUGUUGAGUGUUGAAAGCAUUAAUAGCGUGUACGUUUUUAAAAACAACACUACAGCUCUCUUUUUUUGGGAGCUGCAACAUGUAUAUCAUUUUGGUUUUUCAUUCCUAAAACAGGAAAAUCAAAUUGUGGACAAGACCUUUGCACAGUGCUGUAUUAAAGUAGAAGAACUGCGUCACUACUUAUUCACAGCAGGUUAACUUAUUUGUAUGGUUACCUAAUUUGUCACUUAGUUUCCACCAAAACUGAGCACUAUAAACUACAUUGGGUAUGUACUUAAAUGUCACGUGUUGAGCUUUUUGAGCGUCUGAGCGUGUUUUUGAGCUUCGUAAAAGCAUCUUAAAAUGUUUCAUUUACCCUUGCUUUCCUACAUUUGUCUUCAGUCAUUGUUAUGAUGUGAUUUUUUUUCAAUAAACUAAAUAAUAGAUGCAAGAUGUUUUCCACAUGUGUAAAAGUUCAAAUCAGGAAAGUGAGAUCUCUUUUGAACCCAUAAAUACUCACGAGUGAAUAAACAACAUGCACGUGAACAACUGUUAAAUCAGGCUUGGAAUGUUGAGAGCAUGCGUGACUCAUUGAACAUUUUUCACCAUGUCAUCGGACCUUCACGGUGUUAAAAAUGUCUCAAAAGCUUCUUACUAGCUGACAGGCUCUUCAUUAAAGUUCAUUUUUAUUGAUUCAUUCGAGCUAAUCUGACAAACUCGCCAUAAAACGAAGCCAUCGUGGCAGGGGAAUGUGUAAACAUGCAUUUGUAUCAUUCAAAGUGAGAAAACAAAAGUUCAUCCUGUGACAGAUGAGGAGGAACUGCAAAGGGCCCACAUCCGCAUUUCAUAUCACUUGUCAUCCUUGUGACUGCACACACAAGUGAUGAUUCACACAUUUCACUGUCUAAUAGAGAGGAAACUAGGACACGCUAAAUAAAAUGAAAAUCGACUAAAUAUCAUUUGAAGAUAAUUUUGAGGACAUGAAUGGAACACUUAUCCCGUUCAUGUGCCCGAGCUGCUUAUCUGCAUGAUGUUCACGCUGUCAGUCAUGCAAUACAUUUUGGCCACAUGGUGUGUUUCCAUGAGAUUAUAAGGAGAUGUUGGGUGUUGUUUGAAGACUUUGUCUCAGAAAUCCUUGAAAAUCUGCACUUGGCUGAUGACCAGCUCCCGGAUGUAUGCUUCCUCUGGCCGAAAGUCAGCUGUUAUAGACUCCAGCUAACUUGUGACCCUAAUAAGGACAAGAGGCAUAGAAACAAUUUUAAGAAAAUAUUCUGCCUGAUGAAAUGGUUUGACCACCCAACAUUUUUUUACAUCCUUGAAUACAACAUAGUCUGACAUAUCUCAACCAAGGCUAGAAGUGAUUUUAAGCUUUAAUUAGCAUGCAAGUCCAAUAUUUUUCUUCGCAAGAAUGUUAUUUGUGAAAAGAAAAUUCUGUUUCAUAAACACAAAUGUCUCCCUCUACUUCAUGCUAAUAGUCAAGGUUGGCAGCUCACUCCAUAUUGCCCUUGUUUUGCUUAUGAAUAUGGAGAUAGGAUUCGGCUGCUGCUCAGUGGAGGGGCGAAUCUAUUCUAGUGGCAUACAAGACGAUGGCCCAUUUCUAUCCCUAAAAAAAUAAAAUAAAAUAAACAUUCCUAAUUUGCUUUAUCACCCAGAGAGCUGAAUGUUGCGUUUUUUUUAAUACGACAUUACAUAAACAAUGUAUGGAGCCGAUCCCAGGUUUCUUCGGGCAGUCGGCGGGGUACAACCUGAAUUGCUUGCCAGCCAAUCGCAAGGCACACUUAGACGAACAACCAUUUGCGCUCACGCUUACACCAAUGGACAAUUUUGAGUGUUCCACUAGCCUUCCAUGCAUGUUUUUGGAAUGUGGGAGGAAACCAGAGUAAACCAGAGAUAACCCAAGCAGGCACCCGGAGAACAUGCAAACUCCACACAAGAAGGCACAAGAAUCGAACCCUGCACUUCUGUGCUGUGAGAUGGAUACGCGAAUCAGUCAAACACCGUGCAGCCCAAGAUAAGUACUGCACAUUCAUUUUAAAAAAAGUUAAAAGUUUCCCUGCUGAUAAUAAAUAGCACAAAGACUUCACUCUUAAUGAAUUGGGAAUGAAGGAGUGACCUCUUAAAACUCAUGACCACUUAAUUUCUGACUAAAAAUAGCCUUUGGAUGGCAAGCGAAAUGGCACAGAGGCCUUCUUAAUGCAAUAGUUGGGUGUCAUGAUGAGAGCUGAUAGUAGUUCUACAGAUCAUCAAUAAGGAAGCAUAACUUUUUUUGGACACACUUGUAAACUUGUAUGCAUGCAAACAAAGAUAAAAAUAGCAAAUGGCCUGUAGCUGAGGGAAAAGCGUGAAGCGUCUUGACAUCACAGUCAUAUGCCACUCUGGCUCUGCCUUCUUUGAUUAUGCGGAGCCAAACCACAUCAAGCGAUGAAGCUGUGAGGACAUGAAUUGGUUUUCUGAAAACUUGCCGUUAUAGUAUUUCAGAUACCAUUGUGCAAACAUCUACAAUCUGCAAAUUGUAUUAAAGAGGAGAACGUCAAUUUUUUUUGUAUUUGACUAUGGAUACUAGACUGACUAGGACCACUCUUGACCUUCAGAACCCAAACAGAAUACACAAUGCAUGGAAAACCAAAAUACAUGUCUUCAUUCAGAAUGCUUCACCACGAGCUAAAACCGACAGGAAGACUGCAAGUGACUCGAGGUCAGUGCAAACGUCUCUUGAGGUGCUUCUUUCCGAAAAAGCUGGACAGUCGGCCUUUCGCGACUUUCUAAAAUCCGAAUUCUGUGAGGAAAACCUGGACUUUUGGCUUGCCUGUCAAGAGUUUAAAACCUUGGAUGGACUGGAUGAGCGUCAAGAAAGAGCAUCACACAUUUAUGAAGAAUUCAUUUGCUCUGACUCUCCUUCGCAGGUCAACUUAGAUUUCUACACGAAAGAUGCUAUCAGGCAAAAUCUCCAACAGCCGGCGCCAUCCUGUUUUGUUGAGGCACAAAAGAACAUCUACGGUCUAAUGGAGAAUGGAGCCUUACCUCGCUUCGUUCAGUCUGAUUACUGUAAAGGUCUGUCUAAGUGCACUUCCAAGCGAUGGGCCAACAGAGAAGCUUUGAGGAGGAAGAGCUCUUGAAGCAUCAAAGAUGAAUCUAUGCUAAUCAGCCUUAUAAAAAGGCAGCAUUGGAUGCGAAGCAAUGGAGCGCUGCGCAUUUUAACGCAAUGGGACAGAGCUUUCCAUGGAACUGACGUAUCACACUACUUAUAUAAGUUGAUAUGAAAGUAAACAUUGCACACCAUCCAUUGAUCUAUUUUCUACUGUUUAUCCUCAUUUGGGUUGUGCAGGUCUAUCCCGGCUGACUUGGUUGUGUGCAACCUGAACUGGUUGCCAAUUACUCACAGGGCACACAUAGACAAAACAACCAUUCACAACAAAAGAACUAUUUGAAUCUUCAAUAAAAAACACUGAUAAGAAGGAUUUUGUUCCACAAGAAACGUUGACAGUUCGUUUGAUGUGCAUUUGUGCCCAAAUUUGUGCCUUUCAGAAACAUGGUGAUACUGUAAAUAACCAAACUUUGACCUUAAUAUACUGUACACCUCUUUUGUUUUGUGUAAUAUAAAAUACACAAUCUAAAAUAUCCUUUCAA